Molecule: messenger RNA, 1091 nt
Organism: Anopheles nili
Lineage: Eukaryota; Metazoa; Arthropoda; Insecta; Diptera; Culicidae
Exons: 4
Coding region: 1-588 (195 amino acids)
Source: RefSeq, a predicted model, not a curated record
AUGGAUAAAAUUGGGAAACUUAUUUUGGUGUUUUCCUUCGCACUCACGCUGGCACUCGUGAUGGGCCGCAAGGACGAGGACUCACUGAAGGACCUCUUUGCUGGUGCGAACGUAUGGGCACCACUAAUGAAGUGGAACCGCGUGCCCGCGUACGACGCCGGUGCAAAUUUUCCCAACCAACCCAGCGAGUACGAUGACUACGAGCAACCGGAUGUGACCGGAAGCGUCGAUGGGCCGUCAGCGAUCGUGAAACGCUCCCAAGCCCGCCAACCGAUCUGCGAGGUCCUGCUGAACAUGGUGUACGUGGGUAACGGCACCGAUGGGUACGAAUACCGGCCAAAUCACUACGUCACCGAGUCCUGCCUCGGUUCGUACAACAGCUACCAGAACAAGUGCACCGAGACGGGCCUAUCCUGCACACAGAUACGUCAAAAGAUCUACAUCACGCGCCGCAAGGUGCCCGGAACGGAUAACAAACCCACCAACUGCUGGGAACACGUCGCACUCAAGGAGAUCGAUGCCGGGUGUGAGUGUAUGUGGCCAAAGGAGCAGAUCGGUGACAAGCACUCCUACCGGUUGGGCAAAUAACGGCACGGCAGCGGACAAUUCUGGCGAAUGACGACGAGAAUGCUACAACCACGUACAGUUUGGGGAUUGCCACCGACCGCCCACCUUACCUAACCGUGCCGCGGCGUCCUGCCUCGCCUUCCCCCUCCCCCUCUCGCCCUCCUUCCACGAGCACUGAUUAAUGUGUAAAAUGAGCCCUUUUACGUGUUUAUCGCCCGUGCGACGAGCUGUUUGUACUGUACAUACCUCCUGCAAUUCCAUGGCAUGCCCGCGCUUCGCUGCUACGCGCCUUCCCUUCUACCACUGGCUAAAGGGCCGAGAACUUCGCUUCCGGAAGGACACGGAUAAAAUGCGUUGCCGGGCCUGGCCCGGCGACACAUGCGGAGUGUGGUAGUGCGCCUCUGCUGCGCCUUAGCGUUAUGACCUGCAAUUAUCGUACCUAUUUAUUGUAAGAGCCCAAAUCAAGAAUCUAAAUAAACCGCAUCAUAUGCAUGCAGCGCCGUGAUAGUCUAUCGAUUACCAAA